AUGGGGGCCUGGCCAGCGAAGACGUCCCGGGCCGAGGGACGCUCCUGGCCCCCGUGGCUGCUGGGCUCUGCCGGGUGGCCGGCCGGGCAGCUGUGCCUCUCGGCCGGGCUCUUCCUGGGGGAGGUGGCCGCCAGCCGGGCGACGGGGUCCCUGCUCCUGCUCUCGUGCGCCUACCACACCCUGGCAGGCGCCCUGGCCCUCGGGACGGCCCUGGUGGACGCCCGGCUGGCCGCCGGGAAGCCCCCCGGGGGCAGGAACACCUUUGGCUGGGCACGAGCCCAGACUGCCGGGACCCUGGUCAGCGCGGUGUUCCUGAGCACCCUGUGCCUGGCCCUGGUGCCCGAGGCGCUCCGCCGCGCGGCCGAGCCACGGGCCACGCAGCAUGUGCUGGUGCUGAUGGGGAUCGGGGCCGUGGGGAUCCCCGUCCACCUGGCCAGGGCAGGGCUGCAGGAGAGGCGUCCCCGAGCAGGGGGCAGCAGGCCCUGCUGUCGCCGGAGCAAGGCCCUCCGGGCUGGAAGCAGCGCCCAGGAGAUGGAAGACCUUCUGGGGAACGGAUCUCCAGCGAGCAGAAGGCCCUGGGUGGAGGACAGCCCGGAAGAGGGCGCCCCGUCUCGUGCAGAGGAACAUGGGCCGUGGGGGACCCCUUGCUGCGGCUGGGUGACGGUUUGCGUGGGCCCGCUGGCUGUCCUCCUGUAUUCGUUCGCGCUGCAGCUGCUGUGCCCGGGCCACGCGGCCUGCUCCGGCCGCUGCCCGGGGUCCCCGUGCCCGGAGGCCGCGGCGUGUGUGCGGGCCCCUCCCUGGCUGCUCCACCUGGACCCGGCGCUGGCCGUGGCGCUGGCCGGGGCCCUCCUGCGGGCGGCGUGGCCCGCUCUGCGUGGCUCGGCCCUGGUGCUCCUGCAGGCCGUGCCGGAGGAGCUGGACCUGCAGCGGCUGGCGGGGCAGCUGCGAGCCACGGAGGGGGUGGCCGCCCUGCUGGAGCUGUGCGUGUGGCAGCUGGAUGGCCCCGGCAGCUGGGUGGCCACGGCCCACGUGGCCUGCCCAGACGUGGCGGCUUGCGCGGAGGUGGUACGCCGGGUGCGCCGCGUGCUCUGGGAGCACGGCAUCCACCGCUCCACCGUGCAGCCGGACCUGGGGGGGUGCCAGGAAGGACGGGGCGAGGCGGUGCGCGGGAGGGGCCCGGCCCCCGGCCUGGAAGUGGUCGUGGAGUACGAGACCGCUGUGUGA
Varanus komodoensis (Komodo dragon) is the source of this 1224-nucleotide messenger RNA. RefSeq names its product zinc transporter 1-like. The record is from RefSeq and is a predicted model, not a curated record. The transcript is spliced from 2 exons. Gene Ontology annotation, molecular function: zinc ion transmembrane transporter activity; calcium channel inhibitor activity. The coding region runs from base 1 to 1224 and encodes 407 amino acids. Gene Ontology annotation, biological process: detoxification of zinc ion; intracellular zinc ion homeostasis; zinc ion transmembrane transport. Gene Ontology annotation, cellular component: membrane; endoplasmic reticulum; Golgi apparatus. Lineage: Eukaryota; Metazoa; Chordata; Lepidosauria; Squamata; Varanidae.